UGCAUUUAUGAAAAGCGUUUUCGCCCGCCAGCACGCGUCCGCUCCCAGCUCGCAAUUUGCCAUCCUCUAUCCGUAAUCCGUAGUCCGUAAUCCGUGUAUCCAUAACCCGCAGUUCGCAUCUGGAAUUUCCCGCAACGGGUCGUGCUUAAAAGCGGAAAUUAAACUGAAAUUAAUAAAACAUUUUGUGUGUGUGCUUUAUGGUUUAAACAUUCUAAACUUAACAAUUUGAAAUAAAAGUGCCACUAAUAAGUUAUUAAAGUGCAGUGAGGGAGUACCAAAUUGGCGCCACUUAGUGUCAUCAUGUCCAGCCACGAGGAGGAUGAUCACGAGCACGAGAACGAGCACGGAGACGAGGUGGAGGAGCAGGAGAUCCAUGUGGACGUGGACUCAGAUUCACGGAUGUCUUGUGGCAGCGGAUCCGAUGUGGAUAUGGACGGCGGCAGCUGCUACGAUGAGUCUGAAACUCCUUUGAGCGAAUCCCUACAGUCGGAGCAGACGCGUUCCUCGUCCAGCGAGAAUCUGCCCUUCAGCAUAUCACGCCUGCUAUCCAAACCCUUCGAGACGAGCCACCACCACAACAACAACAACCACCUGAUCAGCAGCAGUCCCGGCUCCAGCAGCAACAACAACAACAGCGGCGAAAAGGGCGAGGAGAAGGAGCUACUGCAGCAGGAAGAUCACGACCUGGCCGCCUAUAAGCUGGCCACCAGCAUCGCCAAUUCAACGUACGGAAGCGCCGCGGCCCUCUAUUCGUAUCCGCAUCUUUAUCCCUCAGCCGCCGGCGGUCAUGUGCUGCGUGUGCCGCCCCAGCGAACGCCGCUAACCUGGGCCCUGCCACCAUUGCAUCAUGCGGCGUUGGCCCAUCAGGCGGUCAAGGAUCGGCUGGCAGCUGCCUUUCCCAUUGCCCGACGGAUCGGACAUCCCUACCAGAAUCGCACGCCGCCGAAGCGAAAAAAGCCACGCACCUCCUUCACGCGCAUCCAGGUGGCCGAGUUGGAGAAGCGGUUCCACAAGCAGAAGUAUCUGGCAUCCGCGGAGCGGGCGGCCUUGGCCCGUGGCCUGAAGAUGACCGAUGCCCAGGUGAAGACGUGGUUCCAGAAUCGACGCACCAAGUGGAGACGUCAGACGGCCGAGGAGCGAGAGGCGGAGAGACAGGCGGCGAAUAGGCUGAUGCUCUCCCUCCAGGCAGAAGCCAUCAGCAAGGGAUUCGCCCCUCCAUCGGCGCCCUUGGGCUCGCAAGGGGGUGUGAACGGGGCGCCCCUGGCAGCUCUGCAUGGACUACAACCAUGGGCAGAGGCGUCGCAUGCGGCGGGCUGCUAAUCGCCAUGCCAUCGGUGGACGGAGCCCCUCUAAUUUGGCGGGAGCUGGUUUAUUUGUGAUACACUUCGCUUUGUACAUAGUUCGAGAUGAACGGACAGUUCGCACUGUACAUAUGAGAAGAAGGGGGCGUUGGCUCAAAGCCCCACUGUAAAUACCUAGCUUUACUCUGUAGUGACGCUUACUUAACCGAUUCCGGGAUGAUGACGAUACCACGAUGGGGAUGCACCUGGACCAGCGCUUUAAGUUUUGUGUAGAAUCUCGAAUUUCCGUUUUGUGUUUCGUAGAGCUUUUAGUGCAUUUAGAAUCUUAGUUAUUGUUCGACAGUUCAACCGAAGCAAACCGCAUCUCAAAACGUCGCAGUGAGCUUGGAAGCCACGUUUAGUAAUAGCAUAUUUAAUAUAUAAAUAUAUAUACAAAAUUAUAUACGGAUUGUAAUGUAUUGUAAUUGUAACAUCUGUCUCUAGGCUUAAGUCGAAUGGCAUUACCUAGUAUUAUAAAUUAUGAACCCUAAAUACAUGUAUGAUUAUGACAAAGUAAACAAGAUGAGCAAUGAAAAUAAACACAUUAUUGAAUCAAAGAA
Molecule: messenger RNA, 1900 nt
Organism: Drosophila eugracilis
Lineage: Eukaryota; Metazoa; Arthropoda; Insecta; Diptera; Drosophilidae
Gene: C15
Product: T-cell leukemia homeobox protein 3
Exons: 4
Coding region: 301-1320 (339 amino acids)
Biological process (GO): regulation of transcription by RNA polymerase II; animal organ development
Cellular component (GO): nucleus
Molecular function (GO): RNA polymerase II cis-regulatory region sequence-specific DNA binding; DNA-binding transcription factor activity, RNA polymerase II-specific
Source: RefSeq, a predicted model, not a curated record